AUGGUUUGUGUUCCAGUCAUAUGCAGCUGUGUAAGUAAUCCAAGAACUGUUUCCAUUCCAGAGCAUUACUCGGAUCCAGCACGGAAUGUUCUUUGUCCAAGAUGCAAUGCGAUAAAUGACACAGUCUACAAAGUAGACAGAAAAAGGUGCUACAUUUGUUUCUGCUGUUGCAUUCCCUGUGGCCACAGCAAUCCCUACCUAGCCUGCUCAAGAUGUGGCCACAAUAUAGGCAAUAUUGAAAUUAUCAGAUGUAGAAAGUGUGGAGUUGGAACCUCGUGCAGAUCAAACUUUUGUCCGAACUGUGGAGAAAGGAAAUAA
This is a messenger RNA of Vittaforma corneae ATCC 50505, 318 nucleotides long. RefSeq lists its product as uncharacterized. The transcript has a single exon. Bases 1 to 318 code for a protein of 105 amino acids. Lineage: Eukaryota; Fungi; Microsporidia; Nosematidae. The record is from RefSeq and is a predicted model, not a curated record.